CGUCAGCACGGACUGAUUUGGGGCGUGUUCUUUUAUAAAGAGUGUGUGUGACCCGUCCUAUAUGCUAUUUAUACAAUCCAUGUCUACGCAACGUUUGUAAUGUCAGUAUUUUGAGAAUACUCGCACAGACUGGUCUUUAAACAUUGUAUAUUGUAAGAAGUCGACCAUGGCGACGUUCCCACCGCCGGACAACUUUGAUUUCAGUCAUCGGGAGUUCUGGCCUGAGUGGAGGCGGAGGAUCCAGCUACAGAACGGCGACCGAGCUCGACAAAGACGAGGAAGUGCUUGCGUGGACCGUGUUGUGUUAGUUGGGAGGAAAGCGGAGAGCCUCAUGCCAUUUGCCCGAAUUCGAGAAUCCAGGCGCUGGAAGGUGAUACGGUCACUCUACCAUGUUAUCUGGUCCCUGCACGCAGCGGUGGAUCGUACUUUCGAUUGGAAAAGAGUUGACCUCAACAAGGUGGUCUACGCGUACCGGCACAAGCAGGAAAAUCCCAAUGACCAGAUGGCUCAUUACAGAGGCAGGACUACUGUUAACCUUGAUGACCUGAGCAGAGGAAACAUGACUCUGCAGAUCUCCUCAGUGCAGCUGGCUGACACAGGACCGUACAGCUGUUUUGUCCCAAAACUGGAGACCAGUUGUGUUACUGAUCUCACUGUUGUUGAGCAAGUGACCAGCACAACUAGACCUCCGCCAGAUGAACCGAGCAAUCCUGAUGGGGACAACAGGCAGCUUAUUGCCAUUGUCCCUUCCACUGUCGUUGGGAUUGUCAUCAUUAUCUGCGUUCUCGUCGGGGUUCUGGUGAGACGUGGAAUGAUCUAGAAAUAUAUGAUGAGACUCAGAGGAAGGACGGAGCAAAAGGUGGCGACGGCUGUGAGCUGAAACAUCUGAGGUCUUCAUCAACAAACGAUGGCCCUGAUGACCGUGAUGCCGACCUGGACCCUGAUGGCCCUGAUGA
Messenger RNA from Micropterus salmoides (largemouth bass), 956 nucleotides. RefSeq lists its product as uncharacterized. NCBI's taxonomy places the organism in Eukaryota, Metazoa, Chordata, Actinopteri, Centrarchiformes, Centrarchidae. The transcript has 5 exons. The coding region runs from base 167 to 820 and encodes 217 amino acids. The record is from RefSeq and is a predicted model, not a curated record.